GUCUCCUCGUCCGAUGGCCGCAGCUUCUGUCCAGCGAAGCCCCAAUUAUUGCCCCCGCAGCGUGAGCGCGCAGCAGGCACACUCACGCCAUGGCGCAGCUUCUUCCCAGCGAAGCCCCAUCGCCCCCGGCAGCGGAGGCAGCAGCAGGCACACUCACGCCGAUGUCCAGGACGCCAGCGCGUCUAUCGGACGAAGAGCAGGCCAGCCGGACUCCAGCCCGGCAUCCGGGAGGAAGGAAUACCAGCAGAUGGCGCACCGGUGGGACGCGAGGGAGGUGGCGCCACACGUCGAGGUCGCUGACACCAGGGGGCCCCACACGAAGAGUUACGAGGAUCACAUGGCGUCGCUGAGAGCUGCUAAGAAGGUGGCUCCCUCUGUUGACGUGUUUAACGGCCCGACCUCUCCCCUCGCCUCGCCGCGAGGGAGCGCGAAAUCUGUGAAGAGUGCGGAGGCCGUAGAGAAACGCAGGAGGUGGAGGAAGAGAAGUGAGGUAGAGAAACGCAGAGGUGGAGGAAGAGAGUGA
Messenger RNA from Priapulus caudatus, 523 nucleotides. RefSeq lists its product as uncharacterized. The coding region runs from base 14 to 523 and encodes 169 amino acids. Lineage: Eukaryota; Metazoa; Priapulida; Priapulimorpha; Priapulimorphida; Priapulidae. The transcript is spliced from 3 exons. The record is from RefSeq and is a predicted model, not a curated record.